AUGAACAACAACAUCGGAAGCAACACUGGCGGCAUGACCGGAAACACCGCCUCUACCGGCCAGCAGGACGCUCUUGACAAAGGUGUGAACAGCAUCCUCGGCAAGGCCGGCCACGGCCAGUCCGCCUCUACCACCGAGAAGAUCAGCGACGGUAUCCGCUCUGGCUUUAAGAAGAUGACAGGCAAGGACGUCCCAAUCGCUGAUAAGCAGUAG
This is a messenger RNA of Dioszegia hungarica, 213 nucleotides long. RefSeq lists its product as uncharacterized. The record is from RefSeq and is a predicted model, not a curated record. The coding region runs from base 1 to 213 and encodes 70 amino acids. NCBI's taxonomy places the organism in Eukaryota, Fungi, Basidiomycota, Tremellomycetes, Tremellales, Bulleribasidiaceae. The transcript is spliced from 3 exons.